Messenger RNA from Manacus vitellinus (golden-collared manakin), 4263 nucleotides. It is a transcript of the gene PLAA, whose product is annotated as phospholipase A2 activating protein. The record is from RefSeq and is a predicted model, not a curated record. Gene Ontology annotation, biological process: proteasome-mediated ubiquitin-dependent protein catabolic process; ubiquitin recycling. Lineage: Eukaryota; Metazoa; Chordata; Aves; Passeriformes; Pipridae. Gene Ontology annotation, molecular function: ubiquitin binding. Gene Ontology annotation, cellular component: cytoplasm; nucleus.
AUGGCGGGCGAGGGAGGCGCGUUCCGGCUGCUGAUCCUCCUGGGCACGGCCAGGACGUUGCGGGGCCUCACCCGCGGCCUCUUCCCAGCAGGGCGGUUCGUGUCCGUCUCGCGGGAACCGGCGGCGCGGCUCUGGGCCCCGGACGGUCUUAACAGGGGUUUUACUGAAAUGCACUGUAUGAGUGGCCACUCAAAUUUUGUAUCUUGCGUGUGCAUCAUACCUCCAAGUGACCUCUAUCCUCGUGGACUGAUUGCAACUGGUGGCAAUGAUCAUAAUAUUUGCAUUUUUACAGUUGACAGCACAGCUCCUCUUUACAUCCUUAAGGGUCAUAAAAACACAGUUUGCAGCCUUUCAUCGGGGAAAUUUGGCACAUUAUUAAGUGGAUCAUGGGACACAACAGCCAAGGUGUGGUUGAAUGACAGAUGUAUGAUGACGUUACAGGGUCACACAGCUGCAAUAUGGGCAGUGAAAAUACUUCCUGAACAGGGAUUAAUGUUGACUGGUUCAGCUGACAAAACUAUAAAACUGUGGAAGGCAGGCAGAUGUGAAAGAACAUUCACUGGACAUGAAGAUUGUGUGAGAGGUUUAGCUAUUCUCAGUGAAACAGAAUUCCUUUCCUGUGCUAAUGAUGCUAGUGUUCGAAGAUGGCAUAUAUCUGGAGAAUGUCUGCAGGUGUACUAUGGACACACAAAUUACAUAUACAGCAUCUCUGUUUUCCCUCAAUGUAAAGAUUUUGUGACUACUGGAGAGGAUAGAUCUCUCAGAAUCUGGAAACAAGGGGAAUGUGCUCAAACAAUCAGACUCCCAGCUCAGUCUGUGUGGUGCUGCUGUGUGUUAGACAAUGGUGACAUCGUAGUUGGUGCAAGUGAUGGAAUUAUAAGAGUGUUUACAGAGUCUUUGGAACGUACAGCAAGUGCUGAGGAGAUUCAGGCUUUUGAAAAUGAGCUUUCCCAAGCAUCCAUUGACCCUAAAACUGGGGAUUUAGGAGAUAUUAAUGCUGAUGACCUUCCUGGAAGAGAACAUCUUAAGGAUCGUGGAACAAGAGAUGGACAGACACGGCUUAUUAAAGAUAAUGGUAAAGUAGAAGCAUAUCAAUGGAGUGUUAGUGAAGGAAGAUGGAUAAAGAUUGGUGAUGUUGUUGGUUCUGCCGGAGCCACACAACAGACGUCUGGAAAAGUUUUAUUUGAAGGAAAGGAGUAUGACUAUGUUUUCACUAUUGAUGUAAAUGAAAGUGGGCCUUCCUACAAACUGCCAUAUAACAUCACUGAUGAUCCUUGGCUGAGUGCAUACAACUUCCUGCAAAAGAAUGAUCUAAAUCCUAUGUUUCUGGAUCAGGUGGCGAAGUUUAUUAUGGACAACACUAAGGGGCAAACACUGUUAAGUUCAAGUGCUCAAUUUUCAGAUCCAUUUACAGGUGCUGGACGUUAUGUUCCAGGCUCUUCAUCUGGAUCGAAUACAAUACCUGGGGCAGAUCCAUUUACAGGUGCUGGUCGCUAUGUUCCUGGUUCAGCAUCAAAUGCAGGAGCUGCAGUGGGCGGAGUUGAUCCAUUUACAGGAAUGGGUGCCUACCAGUCAGCUGCAGCUAAAGCUGAAAAUAUUUAUUUUCCGAAGAAGGAUGCUGUCACCUUUGAUCAGGCCAAUCCUACGCAGAUACUGGGCAAAUUAAAGGAACUUAAUGGCACAGCAGCUGAAGAACAUAAGCUUACAGAAGAUGACUUGAUAAUCCUAGAAAAGUUAUUAUCUGCAACAUGCAACACCUCUGCAGAAACACCUACAGCACAGCAACUUCAGACUUUAUGGAGAGCAGUUAACUGGCCAGAAGAUAUUGUCUUUCCGGCCCUAGACAUUCUUAGAUUGUCUGUCAGGCAUCCCACUGUGAAUGAAAACUUCUGCAGUGAAAAGGAGCAUGUACAAUUAAUCGUCCUUCUCCUUAAAUUUCUGAACCCUAAAGGAAAGCAAGCAAACCAGCUGUUGGCACUUAGAGCUCUUUGCAAUUGUUUUGUCAGCCAUGCAGGUGAGAAGCUCAUGAUGGAACAGAGGGAUGAAAUAAUGACACAAGCAAUAGAAACUAAAUCGGGCAAUAAUAAGAACAUCCACAUUGCGCUGGCCACACUGACAUUGAACUAUGCCGUAUGUUUACAUAAAGUCAACAAUGUUGAGGGCAAAGCUCAAUGUUUAUCAGCCAUCAGCACAGUUAUGGAAGUUGUUCAAGACCUUGAAGCCGUUUUUAGACUCCUUGUGGCUCUUGGGACGCUUAUCAGUGAUGAUACAAAUGCUGUGCAAUUAGCUAAGUCUCUUGGAGUUGACUCUCAAAUAAAAAAGUAUGCCUCUGUAUCGGAACCAGCUAAAGUAAAAGAAUGCUGUAGGUUUGUUCUUAAUCUGCUAUAAUAACUUUUAGCACUUGGGAGACACAGUGUAUGCAGAAAAAAGAUGCUUCUAUUCAUAUUUUAUGACAGAUUAUACUUGAGAAAAUACUGGGGAUUAAUUACACUUGAUUUGUUGCAAAAUGCAGAGCAAAUAAAAAUUUUUUCACUGUUUGUCAUUUGACUGCUUUUCUGAAGAGUAUGAUGCACAGGAUCUUUUCAACAAGUCCUGACACUGCUCAGAUCAAAAUAGAUCACCAAGAUCAAACCAUCUCAGUACUUACAGGUCAUCUAGAUGGAAAGGUAGGAAAUGCCUGUUAUUUAGUGACUGUCAACUCUGACACCCACUCCAGCCACAUUUCUUUGUUUCAGCAUGAUGAGUCUGUUUCUUGACUUGCUUUUUGUCAGCAGUGAAGGGGUCCUGAGAACUGUUCAGUAGUGCAUUUCACAAGCUUAUUAGUUAACAUUGGUUAAUAUUAACCCUUGUCAAAUAGCCUGGUAAGGAAUUUUUUCAUCAGCUUUUCUCCACUUCCUUUCGAAAGCUAGCUGUUUGUGGCUCUUACUGUUUUUUAACCCAGAACUAGGGGACUUCUAGAGGGGUAGAAUCUCUGAUUGCAUAUGGAUGAUGACCUUCACUCACAAGUUUGUAUCAUGCAGCUUGUAAAAUAGCGUGAACUUCUACAGAAGCUUUUACCUGACUUUUUAACUUUUAAGGACAGGAAUACCCCACCAAUUCAUAGCAAGUGUCUUACUCCAGAAAGUAUGCUGUAAAAUUCAAGAUGAUUAAAAAGAAGAGGAGCCAUCUUGAAGAACGGGAGAAAAAUUUAGGUGCAGAGAACAGAUCGAACAGCAGAAGCUUGAAGAUGCUUCCUAGACAUGGCCUUGUCUGUCAGUGUUUAAGAGGCAUUUGGACAAUGUCCUUAACAAGAUAUGCCAACUUUUGGUCAGCCAAAAAGUGGUCAGGUGGUUGGACUAGAUCAUUACAGGUUCUUUACAACUGAAAUAUUCUAAACUGUAUGAAUAUAAAGCCAAGUUUUAUGCAAUAGCUUUAACUUCAUAACUGUGGUGACUGUGAAAAGGGAAAAUAAUAUUUUACAGCUCAUUCCAGCAGAUCUAAGAUGUUCAGCUCCAAAGGGGAAUGUUACCUUCUACUACUCCUGCACUACAUUUGGAUUUAGAAUUAAGAUAAACUGAAGAUGGUCAAUGUUCCAGUUACAUUUUUCAUUAGACUAAUAGAAUGGAAAACAUGAAAAAAAAAAUGGGCAAGCUUUUCUGGCACAUGAGUUCUGGCACAUACCUGCCUGUGUUAUCUGCCACAGAUGAACGUUUAUGUGACCAAGAGCUCUGACUUUUUUUUUUUUUCUAUAUCUACCUGAACUGUCUGAAUUACUACACUACUUCCAGAAAAUCUUCCUUCUCAGAUUCUUAGUUGCACACUUGUACUGUGUCCACUGUUGAUGGAUUUCUAGAUAUAUACCCUUACAAACAGUCUUAAUCAUGGUCUUAGCCACAGGUUUUCUCAUUUGAUCCAUUGCAGGUUCAUGUAUUAGGCAGUCAGAGAGAUUAUUGGGGAUUUACAGUGCUCAGUAGAUGAACCUCUUCCUGCGAAAGCAUCUAAGAAGCUACCAUUAGGAAACAUGUCUGUGAAAUAAUGUGCCUGUCUGUUGAAUUUUGGUUGCCUACUAUACAAUUGUUCUUGAAACUUUAGCUUUUAAAUGUUGUGCUCUAUAACUGUGUUUGUACAUGUGCUAUUUUAAAAAAACUAUACUUGUCUUAACAUUUUGAUUUUAUUAUUGUGGGAUUGCUCUGUUACAGGUUAUCUCUUCACGUGAAAAUUGUCAUGAAUUUCCCAGACCAAAAAUUAAUGUUUAUAUUAAUAAACAUACUCUGGCAACUCCAA